This is a messenger RNA of Myxocyprinus asiaticus (Chinese sucker), 5600 nucleotides long. RefSeq names its product class E basic helix-loop-helix protein 41-like. Gene Ontology annotation, biological process: regulation of transcription by RNA polymerase II; anterior/posterior pattern specification; regulation of neurogenesis. NCBI's taxonomy places the organism in Eukaryota, Metazoa, Chordata, Actinopteri, Cypriniformes, Catostomidae. The transcript has 5 exons. Gene Ontology annotation, molecular function: protein dimerization activity; RNA polymerase II cis-regulatory region sequence-specific DNA binding; DNA-binding transcription factor activity, RNA polymerase II-specific. The coding region runs from base 1453 to 2715 and encodes 420 amino acids. Gene Ontology annotation, cellular component: nucleus. The record is from RefSeq and is a predicted model, not a curated record.
CGAUAUAAUGUCAACAAACCCUAAAACGGCUGUAAAAAUGACGAUUUAAACAACUUUACAGCUUAAAUAAUACACGAGUUUUAACAGAAGAAUGAAUGUAAGUGCUUUUAUAAAAUUAUAAGCUUCACAUUUCUGCCUUUAAACCCUCCAAAAAUUGGCCCCAUUCACUUCCAUUGUAAAUACCUCACUGUAACCUCGAUUUGUGCUUUUUUUUAAGAAGGGACGAGUUGAAUUACAUUUUUUGUGGUAAUCACUAUUAUGUCAAAAAAUGCUGUCGACUGAGCUUAACUUGUAUUGAACCCGGAAUAUUCCUUUAAGGUAACAAUUGCAGGUUACCACUUUUUACAGAAUGGUUGCAAUAAAUUAUGAAGUCAAUUAGAACAUUGUUCCUUCAAUAUAUUAAUUAUUGCAUUAAAACAACCAUAAUAAUUACUGUACAUUAAUAAUUGGAAAAGCUGUUAAAAUAAUUUGAAAACAGCUUCCCAGUAUCUCAUUAAACAAACAUCUCUCCUUACACUUCUAUAACACUGUUAUUAAGAGUAUUGUUCUCUGUUGACCCUGAAGACACCCUCAUGUGCAGCUCACUGUGGCAUUAUAGUUAAAGGUGUGGUGAGUGUUUGUAUCUGUGUAAAUAUAGGCUUAAUGUAAAACGUAUUGUACACUACCAUGUAUAGGUUGAAGGUUUUUUAAAUGUGUAUAUAGACAAAUAUAAAUUGUGCUUAAAAUAUUUCUUUAAAAUCCAAAACAUAACUUCAGUUAUUAUUUUCCAGGUGAUACCUAAUGAAGCUGGUUGAGAGGAUGACAAGAGUGUGCAAAAAUAUAGCAGUUUUGAUUUGUUUAACAUUUUUUAAAUAAUGUCAACACAGAAUUUGUCAAUACAUAAUUACCAUACUUUCUUUUUUGUUAUUUCAUAGUAUUGAUGGCUUUACUAUAAUUCAAACAUGUAAAUAAAAAAAUAGUAAUAAUAAUGAGUAGGUGUGUCCAAACUUUGUUAGUGUACAUAUAGAUGGACAACAUUUCACUGUUAUUCCUGAGACUUAAAAUACAAUAAACUUCAUUCUUUGGAGCGAUAUGCUAUGGUUUAUCGUUUCAUCCAACAGACAAUUCAGCAUUGAACUGACAGCUUUCCCUCCUCCUUGAACUUCUGAGCAAAUCUCUAAUGAAGAGCUCGAGCGUUCAUCUAAUUCCCCCAGUCUCUCGAGCUGGUGCAGUUAACACGUGAGUCAGCGCGCGGUUCCUGCUGGAGGCGCGCGUGCGCUGUAGUUGCCAUGCGCAGAGUGAGCGCGCGAGAGUGUUGGGCAAAGUGGCAGCUCAUUCUAGCGCGCGCACACAAACACACAUCAUCAUUCAGAGGUUCUGCGCAAUACUGGAAACAACGCGCUGCCGCUCCGCUCAUACUGGAUUAACUAAACGCGAUUGCAAAAGAAUUGCACAAGAAAGUGGAACAAAGUUAUGGAUGAAAGAAUACCGAGAAUGCAGGGCAGACAGUUCCUGAAUCACGCUGAAUUCUUGGGGGUUGAAUAUUCGUCUCUCUACAUGUGCAAAUCGAAAAGAGGGAUGAAGAGAGAAGAAGGAAAGGACGUUUACAAGUUACCACACAGACUGAUAGAGAAAAAGAGGAGGGACAGAAUAAAUGAAUGUAUUGGGCAGCUGAAAGAUUUAUUACCUGAACAUCUCAAACUCACGACCUUAGGUCACUUGGAGAAAGCAGUUGUUCUUGAAUUGACGCUGAAGCAUUUGAACGCUUUGACAGCUGUCACAGAGCAACAGCACCAGAAGAUCAUCGCAUUGCAGAAUGGGGAACGAUCGUUUAAGUCCUCUCUCCAGGCUGACUUAGACGCUUUUCACUCAGGCUUUCAAGCGUGUGCCAAAGAAGUCCUGCAGUAUCUGAACAAGGUGGAGAACUGGACGGCGCGCGAGCAGAGGUGCACGCGACUCAUCAGCCACUUGCACAAAGUUUCCGCGCAGUUCCAGCCGGGCGCGCGACUCCUGCAGCAUUCAUCGCCCGACGACGACGCUCAAGAGCGGGACGUGCAGAGAGAUGCUCAAUCCAACUGCGUCCCUGUCAUACAGAGGACUCAGAACCUCGAGCUGAACGAGAACGACACUGACACCGACAGCGGAUAUGGAGGAGAGGCGGAUAAAGGCGACGGUAAAUGCGAGAAAGGAUGCGACGCGGCGAAAGGAGUUAAAAUCAAGCAGGAGUUCGGAGACGAGCGCGUCGCCAAGAAACCCAAAAUGAACUGGUCUGCGAACGGCGCGUCUUGCUCAGACUCUGCCAAUAACCGGCCGGACUUGGCGCUAAUGAACUCGUUAAUGGGAAUGACAGGUGUCGGUGGACAGCAAACUCCGUUUUGCAUGCCAUUUUACUUCAUAAACCCGUCCGCGGCGGCAUCGUACAUGCCUUUAUUUGACAAAAGUAAUUUGGAGAAGCUUGUGUAUCCAGCAACAGCAGCGGCGGCGCUGACCACCCCGUUCCCCUGGCUUUACCCCGGGAUUCCCGCGAACGCCUCUGCCGCAGCCUUUGCGUUUCCCGGAGUCUCCCAAGUUAAGAGCUCUGGAUUUGAUGCAGCAUCCUCUAAAGACAACGACCCGACGUUUCCCGAUGAUGAGCUGUCAAACGAGGCCGUGCUGGCCUCUCCCGAAUCUGGGGAACAAGGGGCAGAGAGUGAUGCUGGUCAUCAGCACCAAAGAAACGAAAAUGAUGGCACAUAAAGCUGAUACUUUAAUCUUUCAGUGCGCACUAGUUUGCUUGUAAAACUGCUUCUAUUUAUCUGAUUCUUAAAUUUAAUUGUCAUUAUUGAGUAUUUACAAUAGUGUUUCUAUGGAUUUCCAAACAAAGGCUGUUCAUUUAUUUUUUGUAUUUUUUUUCCAUUAUUAUAUUUAGUUGAAAAACACAACAAAAAAUUUCACAUCAAAUUUACUAUUUAGUUUUUAAGGGUAGACUGGGGGAUGUUGUAACCAGUGUUGGGUAGGUUACUUAAAAAUAGUAAUCCACUACAAAUUACUAAUUAUUUAUCUGAAAUUGUAAUCAGAUUACUUUACUGGCCGAUAAUGAUACCAAUAUGUUGCCACUUACCUUAUUUAGUCAUCAGAUUUACUUGGGAAUACAUAAACAUUUAUUAAAAAAAAAAAACGUAAAAAACUUUUCUAACAAUAAAUAAUUUUAUAUAUAUAUAAUUUUCGAUUAUCUUAGAAGUCAAGGGUGUAGAUUUGGCUUGAACAUUUGGGGGUGGGGGGUGUUUGCAGCAUUGAAGUAUAAAUAAUGGUGGGUUGUACUUGCUUGUUUUGAUUAUUGCUGGGGGGGGGGGGUGGAGAAGUCAAAGUCUGCUGGUUUCAAAGUGUUUUGGAUGAUUUCCCUCAUCAUGUAGCCUAUACGCAAGUGUCACGUCCAUUUAUGGAGUUUUAUUACGUGGAUUGGAUUGUGCAUUUGAAUUCACAGUUUUUACAAAGUGUGUUACUAAUUAAAUACAAAUAAACCAUCUGUUUUUAAUAUCGGUGUUUUUAUGCUUAUAACCGAUAUGCAGAUGGUUUUAAUUUGGUCAAUAACUGGCCGAUAAAUAUCGGCAGCCAAUACAUCGGUGCAUCCCUUAAAAUAAUGUCUAUAUUUCUUUUGUUGUUCAUUGUCACUCUCAAAUCAUACACACAGCAACUCACAUUUCUCCUUCACAAUGACUCGUUAUGGGGCCAUAAUUCAUGUAUUCUACAUAAAUAACAUAUUAAAAAUAAGCAUAACCCUAUAAUGUACUUAAAAGUAAUAAAAUUAACUGAAAGUCAGUAACUAAUCUGACUACAAGAAGUUAAAAUGUAAUGCAUUACAUUACUUUUAAAAUAAAAAAUAAUUUGAUUACUGUAACUAAUUACUUUGUAAUUGUUUUACACCCAACACUGGUUGUAACAGCCAGUGCCUUUUGCACUGAGAUAUUUGAAUAAAAAUAAAAACUUAUUGACCUUUAUGUCUUGCCAUCCAAUGGCAUAUUGGUUAUGACUGAAAAUGUGUCAAAUCUCAGAAUUUGAUCUGGAAUCAUUGUGUUGUUGUGGUAGGAUUUUUAUUUUUGAUGAAAUAACGUAGUUUAGUGCAAUGCGUAUUAGUAAUCUUCUUUAAGCUACAGAAAGUUAUUUUCAAAGAUUUGGAAUUAUAUCACAUAUUGGACUCUUGGAUGUAAUGUCUGAUACUGACCUCAUGCAGGCUGGUGUGACUGCUGCAGUAUUUGUCAGAUAACUUUCUCUUUGCUAUAGUAAGACUGGAAGCAGUCAUAAUUUCUCUUUUAAUGUUCAGCACUUGAAAGAGUAACUUAAAUACCUCAACAUCCUUAGAGAUGCUCCUCUGGUAGGGGUGGUGAUAAAACAUUUUUAAUUGGACAAAUAAUGUGAGCAGCAAUCCUUUGAUGUAAUGUUACAGCACCCCUGUCUUUCUCCCCCCAAAGCAAUUCAUAUAAACAAUUAAGUUUGAAUCUGUUGUACGAAGGAAAUCAACACUCCAAAUUACAGUAGAAAGGCAAUCCCCCGUCAAUCAUCAUUAAAAGUACUUGUGAUUUCACGAUAAUGUUUUGACAACUCUUUGUCCCCUGUCAUGUGACUUAGUCACAUUGCUUGCACCUCUAACAAAAAUAUAAAAGGUAUAUUAGCACCUUAUGGAACUUUAUAUUGAAUGUAAUCUGUGUUCUUUUGGUAGAUAUAAAAGUUUGUACUGUAUAUAUUCUGAUAAAAGUAGUUAUUUAAUCCAGAGGUUAAGUGCACUUUUUCUUGCCUUCUCAGUUUCCUAACACAAUCCUCACUCUUAAUUUUUAAGUCAAAGUCCUUCGAAUUCAUACUAUAAUGUAUGUUUUCUUAAAGAAAUCUUCUUAACUGAAAGGAAAAUAUUGGAUUAUGUGUAUCUAUGUAUGUAUAACAUCACGAUAAAUGAUUUUUGAAGCUCACUUUUACCAAUAUUGGCUGGCUCAAGUCACAUCCUGGGCUUAUUUUCAAGAUUUACAAUGAUUCUCCAGUGACAGUCCUUAGUGUCUAGUUGGGGAGACAGCUGUCACCAUUUUUCUUCUUUUUUUUUAAAGUAAGGUAAAACUUUUAAAGAGAUUAUAUCAGUCAUGUUUUGCUUUACUGAAACAUUGUAACAAUUCAUGACUUAUGACAAGCUAACUAAACAAGGGUCAUGCUGUGUAUUGUAUAACUGUUGUAGAGCACCGUAACAUGACACAUGAAUAAUGUAAACAAACUUUUGAACUGGAUAAAAAUUCAGAAGGUGCUUUUACAUUAAAGAUUGACUGACACGGCAAUGGAAGGCUCACAAGUUAUACUGAAUGUGUUCAUGAAUGCAUAAGAACAGUGAAGUAAACUCUGCCAUUUGUUUUUACAUGGUAACACAUUUCAUAGGCCCUAUAGUGUCUUUGCCUCAACUGUCAUUUUGCCUAAACAGUGGCAUUUGGAUGUAUAUAGUUUGUGAAUAUGCUGUAUGUUUAAUGUUCAUGUUGUAGAGGAAAUCUGUGGAUUUUUUUAAAGGAUAAACUGAGCAACUGCUGCACAUGUCCUUAAUGCUUUACACAUUUGCUGUUUGAAUUUAUGCAGCUCAGUUGUCAAAUAAAAAUAAGCUCAUAUGAACAAAA